GUUGUAUGCUAGUCAGCACUUGGAGUUGGUGACAGACACGUGAUUGGCGCCAGCACGCCCAGGCAGCCUGCGCUAUGAGGACAACUGCUGCAACUUGCAAAGCCUUCGAGCAGCUGAGCCUGUAGCGUCUCGAGGGAGGGUAUGGCUCGGCAAGAUCAAAGACCCUGCUGAAGCUACUUGUGUCUGACAAUCGUGCUUUAUGAUUACUUGAUGUGAUGCAGACAUGUCGUGGCGAGCAUACCAGCUCCUGCCAUGAAUGUAUUCAAGCGAAUGUGAUGUACACAGCUAUACCUUGGAGGAGCAUGGGUUGUGUCCGGGCUGGGAACUGACAGUGAGGACUUGAAGACGACAGUCACUCCUUGCUUGCGGCUCCCCAACAGGACUCUUCAACGCCAACCCUUGCAUACUCCCUAGCUUCUACACUUCUCAGUCUCAUGGCUAGCAAACGCAAGAUGUCCAUUGCCAACAGCGAGCGCUUCACCAUUCUGCCUCAUGACGAUAGCGCACGCAAGGAUCAGUCUUUCCGUUUCAGGGUGAACUUGCAUCCCAGCAAGGAAGAGCGUGCCAUGGCUCGCAAGCGUCUCAAGCUAGCUAUCCUUGGCUUCGCCGACUCCUUGUCGACAGACGCUAGUCUACAAUCAUCACCGGCUACUCCUGUACCAUCUGCUACGCUGGAGAAGCACUCAGGAACCAACAAGAGCGUGUCUGAUUGGGCAGAGUCGUGUGCUUCACUUGUCGCUGCUAGACCGUGUACAAGCACGCUUGACAUUCGCACGCCUGGCAAGCAUUCUGUACCUGCGCUGGAAGACACGGAGCAGUGUGUUGUCCCAUCCUCACACUCAAUACACACCAUGACGCCGGUGCAAGAUCAUGCUGAAGAUGUCUACGGAGCACGCUUAAUCUUGGAUAUGCCAGACUAUGCACUACCAACAGAAGUGAUGACUGCUGCACAAGAGUCUAUGAUGACUACACUGCUGAUGGAGGCACUGCCAGAAAUGACGAGUGAGGAGUAUAUGGACAUGACUGCGUGCUAUGAGGAGCGAUUGAAGGAGCGUCGAGAGCUUGUGCUGUCGAUGUUGGAUAAGCAGCUUGGUGUGUGUUCUGAUGUGCUUCUCUCGAGUGUCCUGAGCAAGGUCUAGUCCUCUUUGUACGUUGUACCCCUUUAAGUAGCCUUUUGCUCUGUUUGUCCUUGUCCUAGGUUGCACUUUUCCCAGUCAGUUGAGUAACUUGAGUCGCUUCACUUUGGGCGGUGGGC
This is a messenger RNA of Protomyces lactucae-debilis, 1255 nucleotides long. RefSeq lists its product as uncharacterized. The transcript has a single exon. The record is from RefSeq and is a predicted model, not a curated record. NCBI's taxonomy places the organism in Eukaryota, Fungi, Ascomycota, Taphrinomycetes, Taphrinales, Protomycetaceae. The coding region runs from base 435 to 1139 and encodes 234 amino acids.